Pezoporus flaviventris is the source of this 3545-nucleotide messenger RNA. RefSeq names its product SEL1L adaptor subunit of SYVN1 ubiquitin ligase (gene SEL1L). NCBI's taxonomy places the organism in Eukaryota, Metazoa, Chordata, Aves, Psittaciformes, Psittacidae. The record is from RefSeq and is a predicted model, not a curated record. Gene Ontology annotation, biological process: ERAD pathway. Gene Ontology annotation, molecular function: protein binding. Gene Ontology annotation, cellular component: endoplasmic reticulum membrane. Bases 103 to 2475 code for a protein of 790 amino acids. The transcript has 21 exons.
GCAGAUUGGUGCGGCGGGGCGGUGGGCGGGGCGAGCAGGCCACAGUCAGGGGGUCGGAGUCAGGGCCACUCAGCGUCGCUGGCCCUUCGGGAGCCCGGCGGGAUGGGGCGGCGGGUGCGCCUGUCGCUGCUGUUAUGCCUCGUGGUGCUUUGGGUCGCAGGACUGGCCGCCGCCGAUGAAGAGGGAAAUCAGGAUGAAUCACUGGAGUCAAAGACUUUAUCUGCAGAGGACCAGGUAAAGGACCAUUCCACAGGAACUCGAGUGGUAGCAGGUCAGAUCUUCCUCGAAUCAGGGAAAUCGGACUCUCAGUCAGAGGAUGAAGAGAACUUUCACAGUCAAGAGGAGGAAAAAGAAAAUUCGCUAGAAGAAUUGAACUCUCUAGAAAUGUCAAAUCUAUUAAAUAAAGACUUGGAAGAAGCAGAAGUACAGAGUCCAGUUUUGACAGCUAUAGGAGGCACUGCAGAUGGUGAACCUUGCCACUUCCCCUUUUUGUUUAUGGAGAAGGAAUAUCCAGAGUGCACUGCAGAUGGGAGGGAAGAUGGCAGGCUUUGGUGUGCAACAACCUACGAUUACAAGAAAGAUCAAAAGUGGGGCUUCUGUGAAACUGAAGAACAGUCUAAUAAGAGGAGGCAGAUGCAAGAAGCUGAAGAUGUUUAUCAGACUGGAAUGAAAAUCCUCAAUGAAAGUAGUAAAAAGGCUCAGAAAAAAGAAGCGUAUCAAUAUCUUCUGAAAGCAGCUGACAUGAAUCAUACCAAGGCAAUGGAGAAAGUGUCUUAUGCUUUGUUGUUUGGGGAUUACUUGAAGCAGAACAUACAAUCAUCAAAAGAACUAUUUGAAAAAUUAACAGAAGAAGGUUCUCCUAAAGGACAAAUGGCUCUUGGAUUUCUGUAUGCAUCUGGUCUAGGAGUCAAUUCUAGUCAAGCUAAGGCCCUGGUGUAUUACACUUUCGGAGCUUUAGGAGGAAAUCUUAUUGCCCAUAUGAUCUUAGGUUACCGGUACUGGGUUGGGAUAGGAGUCCUUCCAAGCUGUGAAUCUGCUCUCACUCACUACCGACUUGUAGCUAAUCAUGUUGCUAGUGACAUUUCUUUGACUGGUGGCACAGUAGUUCAGCGAAUUCGCUUAGCAGAUGAAGUAGAAAAUCCAGGAAUGGCAAGUGGUAUGCUAGAAGAUGACCUGAUUCAGUAUUACCAGUUUUUAGCAGAGAAAGGAGAUGUGCAAGCACAGGUUGGCCUUGGACAGUUGCACUUACACGGUGGAAGAGGAGUAGAGCAAAAUCAUCAGCGAGCAUUUGAGUACUUCAAUCAAGCAGCUAAUGCUGGCAAUUCACAUGCCAUGGCUUUUCUAGGAAAGAUGUAUUCAGAAGGAAGUGAUGUUGUACCUCAGAGCAAUGAAACAGCUCUUCAGUAUUUCAAGAAAGCUGCUGAUAUGGGUAACCCAGUUGGACAGAGUGGAUUAGGAAUGGCUUACCUUUAUGGAAGAGGUGUUCCAGUGAACUAUGAGCUAGCACUGAAGUAUUUCCAGAAGGCUGCAGAACAGGGAUGGGUUGAUGGGCAGCUUCAACUAGGUUCCAUGUAUUACAAUGGCAUUGGAGUAAAGAGAGACUAUAAACAAGCCUUGAAGUAUUUCAACUUGGCCUCCCAGGGUGGCCAUAUUCUUGCAUUUUAUAAUCUGGCUCAGAUGCAUGCUACUGGCACUGGAGUGAUGCGAUCCUGUCAUACUGCUGUUGAGUUGUUUAAGAACGUGUGCGAACGGGGGCGUUGGUCUGAAAGACUUAUGACUGCCUACAACAGCUAUAAAGAUGGUGAUUCAAAUUCUGCUGUGGUUCAGUAUCUUCUUCUGGCAGAACAAGGCUAUGAAGUUGCACAAAGCAAUGCUGCUUUCAUAUUUGACCAGAAAGAAGCUAGCAUAGUAGAAGAAAAUGAAACCUAUCCUCGAGCUUUGCUUCACUGGAAUAGAGCAGCUUCUCAAGGAUAUACUGUUGCAAGAAUUAAACUUGGAGAUUACCAUUUUUAUGGCUUUGGUACUGAUGUUGAUUAUGAAACUGCAUUUAUUCAUUAUCGACUGGCAUCAGAGCAACAGCACAGUGCUCAAGCAAUGUUUAAUCUGGGCUACAUGCAUGAGAAGGGGUUGGGCAUCAAGCAGGAUCUUCAUCUUGCAAAACGUUUCUAUGAUAUGGCAGCUGAAGCAAGCCCAGAUGCUCAGGUUCCUGUCUUCCUAGCGCUUUGCAAGCUUAGAGUGAUUUAUUCCUUGCAAUAUGUACGAGAAAUCAAUAUAAGAGAGGUAUUCUCACAUGUUGAUAUGGACCAGCUGCUGGGGCCUGAGUGGGAUCUUUACCUUAUGACCAUCAUCGCCUUGCUUCUGGGAACAAUUAUAGCUUACAGACAAAGGCAACAUCAGGCAAUUCCCAGACCAGCAGGACUGCGGCCAGCUGUGCCUCAACAAGAGCCACCACCAGAGCAUCAACCACCACAAUAGCAACAAAAGCCUCAGUGAAAGAACUGGAUUUUUCCAAAAGGAACAAUUUUCAUUGUGAUUUAGGACUUUGGAUUAAUGGUCCCUCCCCCAAAAGAGGCGCAAAGAAGCUGAGGAAAACAAAGUCUGAAAGCUGCUUAGAAUGUUGCCUUUUUUCAGGGAUAAGAAAAUUCUAUUGAAACUGAUUUGAAUGUUAUUUCAGUGCCAAUGGAAUAACACUAUGGCUUUUUUCAUAGAAACACAAGAGUGCUACUACAAAAUUGUUGUUGCCUGCUGUAUCUAGUUCCUCUUUAUUCAGAGUCCUUUUCAUCUCCUAGAGAUAGCAGAAGGCUAGCAAUGAAAGGCUUUUGCCUGCUUGAUAGCAGUUGCCCUCUACAAAAGUAAGAACAAUUUUAUGGCCGAUUCAAGUCCCUAGAAGCUGAAUGAUAUUGAAACUCUAAAAAUACUAGAGCUGUAUAAAUUUAUAUUCUGAUCUCCAUCCCAAGUAUUUCUACAAUCCUUAUUUAAUUUUCUUAAUAUUUCCUACACUUUGGUCUUUCAUGCUGCCAUGGGUGGUUUAACAUGGAUUAUUUAUAAACUCUCUAAAACUAGCCAGUAAACACACCACUCUCUAUUUGUGAUUUUUUUUUUUUUUUUUUUUUGAGUAUUUUCCUCUGUUCCCCUUAGACUAGACUAGACAGUUCUCAGCAGACAGUAUGUAGCCCAGAGGCAGACUGGGACAGAUUGGGUCUGUAAAGCUCAUCAGUUGAGAACUAUCCACAUGGUGCCCAGAUCUUGCAUCCUUCUAGAACUUUUUUGGAGCCUGUGUACUUGGCAAUACUUUAUAACAUAAAACCAAAUUGGUAGUGUUCCUAAAUUAUUUAAAUUUACUCUGACAAAGAGGCUGAGUCUGGGUUGCAGAAAGCACCAGUAUUAUUGUGGACACUGAAGAAAGGACAGAGCCAGAAAUCUCAGUGAGUUAGCUUACAUUUUUGUUUGAUUUUAGAGAUGGAAGUUUUGUAUUUAAUUUUCAGCAAUCCUGUAAGUGAUCUGCACUGCAACAAGGAAAAAUAUGCUAUCUCAUGAAUGCAUCU